Messenger RNA from Arabidopsis thaliana (thale cress), 174 nucleotides. RefSeq lists its product as uncharacterized. Lineage: Eukaryota; Viridiplantae; Streptophyta; Magnoliopsida; Brassicales; Brassicaceae. The record is from RefSeq and is marked reviewed. The transcript has a single exon. Bases 1 to 174 code for a protein of 57 amino acids.
AUGGCAGAAGAACUACCAGCACUCUCGUCUUUAUUUGAAGACCAAGAGUCGACGAUCGUCUUCAAACCGAUCGCUUAUGGAAUCCUCUCGAAGGAGUUUCCGGUUAUCAUCCAUGAUGUUAAUCUACUCUCUUAUUACUUUCAUGUUUCCCCUUCCUUUAUUUUUCUAUUUUAA